ACCCUUGAUCCUCUCCCACCAAACCACACCAAACCAAACCAAACCACCCCCACCCCGCAGGCCCCCCAAUACAACCUCGCCCCGGCCCUUUGUGUCUGUUCUGGCUGUUCCGCGGCCUGGACGGGCUGCACCCCAGAGCCGAGAGCGCACGGCAGCCUCGCUGGCAACCGACGCCGCCACGCACCACGUUAUCCGCCAUAUCUUCUGCUAAGCCCUAGCCAGCCUGCUGCGUCUGCGUCUGCGUCUGCUUCUGCUGCAUCCAUGUCCCCUUGGUCCCUCCUUCCUAAUCAUCCUCGCUGUUCCCCAAUUGUCGCUGCUGCUCCGUCCUGCCUAUCCUGCUCUCUGCUGCUAUCCUUAUCCUGUCCGCUUCCCCCGUCCUGCACGUGA
This is a messenger RNA of Bipolaris victoriae FI3, 387 nucleotides long. RefSeq lists its product as hypothetical. Lineage: Eukaryota; Fungi; Ascomycota; Dothideomycetes; Pleosporales; Pleosporaceae. The record is from RefSeq and is a predicted model, not a curated record. The annotation marks the transcript as partial. The transcript has a single exon.